AUGUCAGAGUUGAAGAGAGCACCUCCAGAGAGUCUAGAACCAGAUGUCAGUGUUGAAGAGAGUCCACCUCUAGAGAGUCUAGAACCAGAUGUCAGAGUUGAAGAGAUUCAACCUCUAGAGAGUCUAGAACCAGAUGUCAGUGUUGAAGAGAUUCCACUUCUAGAGAGUCUAGAACCAGAUGUCAGUGUUGAAGAGAUUCCACUUCUAGAGAGUCUAGAACCAGGUGUCAGAGUUGAAGAGAUUCCACCUCUAGAGAGUCUAGAACCAGAUGUCAGUGUUGAAGAGAUUCCACCUCCAGAGAGUCUAGAACCAGAUGUCAGUGUUGAAGAGAGUCCACCUCUAGAGAGUCUAGAACCAGAUGUCAGUGUUGAAGAGAUUCAACCUCUAGAGAGUCUAGAACCAGAUGUCAGUGUUGAAGAGAUUCCACUUCUAGAGAGUCUAGAACCAGGUGUCAGAGUUGAAGAGAUUCCACCUCCAGAGAGUCUAGAACCAGAUGUCAGAGUUGAAGAGAGCACCUCCAGAGAGUCUAGAACCAGAUGUCAGUGUUGAAGAGAUUCCACCUCUAGAGAGUCUAGAACCAGAUGUCAGUGUUGAAGAGAUUCCACCUCCAGAGAGUCUAGAACCAGAUGUCAGAGUUGAAGAGAGCACCUCCAGAAAGUCUAGAACCAGGUGUCAGAGUUGAAGAGAGUCCACUUCUAGAGAGUCUAGAACCAGAUGUCAGUGUUGAAGAGAUUCCACCUCUAGAGAGUCUAGAACCAGAUGUCUAAUAUAUAACAAGAACAGAAGCAGAAUAAAUAAAUGUCUAGUUCAGUGCUCCUGGUUCCUUAAUAACCCAGGGAUUUUACAAAUGUUCACACAUCAACAAGCAAGCCACCCCGGCCAUGAAUUCCCUUACCCUGCCUUGCCUAUGCUACAGACCACUCCCUUCUCCCUGGACCCACUCCAGGUAGAUGUUGACCCUAACUACAGGUCUGGGCUCAGAGUACCCACAAUACUAACCCAACUCACCAUUUAGGGAAUGAACCAAUAUCUGACCAUGUAUCAGUGGUUUAGGGCAACCUCUUGGGAUGAAUGGACUGUGAUCACUGUUUCUACCCAACUUACAUUCAAACAUUACUACAUAAUGCUUUCCCCUUCAUCCACUGCUUCACAACACUUAUUUACUUCAUCUACACUCCUCCUUCAGUCUGUUUAUCACCUCUCUCUCUCUCGCUGUCUCUCUCACACUCACACCAACCACUGGCUGGUUUCCAAUACAAACGUGUCCCAGUAAAAAUGGGUUAAAUUAAGUCUUUUCAACCAAGAACAGGUAUUUUCAACAUCUUGUGCUCAUAGGUGUGCUCUCUUCCCUAGGCCCUAGCAGUUGGUGAAGGAGUGCCCAAUGAGGGAGGUUGUUUUGCAUUGGAAUCCAGCCUUUUUGUGUUCUUUAUUGUAUAUCUGUCACUCUCUUUCUCUCUCUCUCUCUCAAUGCACUGCCUUUAAUGCUGUGAGUGUGUCAGUGUGGCCCCAUAAUGCAUUGCAUUAUGGCUGUGUUAGGCUGUAGCUUAGAGCUCAAUCAUCACAAGAGCCAAUCCGAUUCAUUUCACUGCUCUCAUUACCUUUGUCCUCACCAGAGCAACUGGAUCGGUUUGAAGAUGGCAUGAACAAGGUCAACCAAGACUUGAAGGAGGCCGAGAAAGAAAUGAAGGGUUUAGGGCAAUGCUGUGGCCAGUUAUGUCCAUGUGUUGCCAAGUAGGUAACCGGUGGCGACGGGUCAGGGCUCUAGCCUGUGUGGUGUUGGUGGUGCUGUCCGACGUCCGUCGCUCUUGUCACAGUCUCUUUUUUGUCUCCUCUCCUUUGUCCUCCAUCUCUCUCUCUCUCUCUCUCUCUCUCUCUCCCACUCCCCCCUUUUUUUUUUCUCACGUGCUCUCGUUCUUUGUGGGGAUGAAUGACUUGUGUUGAUAAUCAGAGCAACUGGAGCGGAUCGAGGAGGGGAUGGACCAGAUCAAUAAGGACAUGAAGGAUGCAGAAAAGAAUUUGAACAAUCUAGGGUCUCUCUGUGGUCUUUGUUCAUGUCCCUGUAACAAGUAGGUGCAGCCUGCCUUGCCUGUCUGCCUACCUGCCUGUCUGCCUGACUGUCUGCCUGCCUGACUGUCUACCUCCUGCCUGCCUGCCUGUCUGCCUACCUACCUGCCUGCCUGUCUGUCUGUCUACCUGUCUGCUUGCCUGCUUUAAUGCCUUAAGUAGAGUAUAUGGUGACCAGUACAACACUAUGGCCUGUCAACUUCAGACCUUACCCAAGGCCUUCUAUGCUGCUUCCUUCUGCACUUAGAGAGAGAGAGAGAGAGAUGCAUGCUGGGCUAAUCCACUGUACUUUCUCCUUCAAAUAACCAGUCAUACAUGACAUACUUGUGUCAGCGUGUUACAUAAUGCUACAACAUGAGGCAGUAGGCCUACAGUACGAUUUAGCAUGACCUGAUUACUGCUGUAGCUUAGUUGGUAGAGCAUGGCACUGGCAAAGCCCGGGUUGUGGGUUCGUUUCCCACGGGGGGCCAGUGUGAAAAAUGUAUGCACUCACUAACUGUAAGUCGCUCUGGAUAAGAGCGUCUGCUAAAUGACUAAAAUGUAAAUAUGCACAAACAUACUGCCUAUGGCUUUCUAUGUGAAUGCAUGGCAGAAACACAUACACCUUCGUUUUUCUUUCAGCAGGUAUCCAGGUCACAGUGUAUUCCGUAGUUUACUGAUUACCGGAAACAGUGAACACAAUUGCACACAUUUCUCUUCUGGUGAAGACAAUGUGUUAAUGUUCGGUGAACAAAACACUUAAAGAGUGAAAUUUGUUUUGACUGAUGAUAUUUUUAUUAAAAGUUUAGCAAAAAAUGAUCAGAAGUUGUGUAGAUGUAUUUGAGCAUUGCUGUUCUGCUGUAGAUACAGAAAGAAAACACUCUAGGAGCUAAUAAUAUAAUAAUAUAAUAUGCCAUUUAGCAGACGCUUUUAUCCAAAGCGACUUACAGUCAUGCGUGCAUACAUUUUUGUGUAUGGGUCGUCCCGGGGAUCGAACCCACUACCUUGGCGUUACAAGCACCGUGCUCUACCAGCGCUCUGAUGCAAUCAUUUAUUUCCAAUGUUUCAUCAGGGUAUAAUGACAAACACUGCAGGUCACCAGUUUAUAUAGGGUUUAUAUAUGGGGGUUUUAUAAGGUUUAUAUAGGUUUUAUAUUUUACAUUUACGUCAUUUAGCAGACGCUCUUAUCCAUAGCGACUUACAAAUCGGUGCAUUCACCUUAUAGCCAGUGGGAUAACCACUUUACUAUGUUUUUUUUUUUUUUGGGGGGGGGGGGGGGGGGUAGAAGGAUUACUUUAUCCUAUCCCAGGUAUUCCUUAAAGAGGUGGGGUUUCAAAUGUCUCCGGAAGGUGGUGUGACUCCGCUGUCCUGGCGUCGUUUCGAUGGACACAUGCAGGUGUUUGUAAUCAUGGCCGUCUGUGGCAUGAUUUCAUUGGUUGGUUUACAAAUAUCAACAGUACAUAUAAAAAAAAGCAUGAAUGGAUAACAUACGAUCAUAGAUCCAAGUAGGCUACAACAUAAAGGCUUACAAACACAAUAUUAGUUACAAUGGGUAGAAAAAACACAGAAAUCACAGGAAUGGCUUCAGAUCAAACUCUAUAUUGAGACCGAAGGGAGAGAAGGUCUUUAAAUUAGAUAUGUUUCAACACAGAUCCCAAAAUUGCUUGAGAAAACUGUAAUCAAACUAACAGUCCAAAGUCCGUUUUGAGAUUUGUGCACCUAACUUGAACUUUACAUUGAAAGGUUUCCUCUUAAGCUCAAGUAAAGUGUUCAAAUAAUCAAUCCAGAAUUUGUCCCUGACAUGACAGGCCCGGGACCUACGUUGUUGUGUGUGGUUAAUGUGUGUGUUGAAACAUUUCAGGAAGUUGAGUUAAUGUUAUUUUGUGUGAAAUUUGAUCGUGUAGCUCACUAGUAUCUCUAGAAGCCACAAUAGUUUUAUUUCAAAGCUAUUGUUUUAUGCACAUUUAACUGCUGUAGUGAAACGUCUAUAAGGUCAAAGUAAAAUUAAGCCGAACUGGACUUCCUAGAAUGGUGCUCUUCCUCUGUACUGUACCAUACCACCUUUUCCCUCCAGUAACCAGAGGGUGUCUGUCCUUGUCUCCCUGUCUGUCUGUCUACACCGAGUAUACCAAACAUUAAGAACACCUUCCUAAUAUUGAGAUGCCGCCUUUUGCCCCUCAGAACAGCCUCAAUUCGUCAGGGCAUGGACUCUACAAGGUGUUGAAAGCGUUCCACAUGCAUGCUGGCCCAUGUUGACUCCCAAUGCUUCCCACAGUUGUGUCAAGUUGGCUGGAUGUCCUUUGGGUGGUGGACCAUUCUUGAUACACAUGGGAAACUGUUGAGCGUGAAAAACCCAGCAGUGUAGCAGUUCUUGACACAAUCCAGUACACCUGGCACCUACUACCAUACCCCGUUCAAAAGCACUUAAAUCUUUUGUCUUGCCUAUUCACCCUCUGAAUGGCACACAUACACAAUCCAUGUCUCAAUUGUCUCAAGGCUUAAACCUUCUUUAACCUGUCUCCUCCCCUUCAUCUACACUGAUUGAAGUGGAUUUAACAAGAGACCUCAAGGGAUCAUAGCUUUCACCUGGAUUCACCUGGUCAGUCUGUCAUGGAAAGAGCAGGUGUUCCUAAUGUUUUUUGCACUGUGUAUUUGCGUCCUUACUCCUUACUGCGUGUCUGUCCUCCUGUCUGUCCAUUGGCGUCUGUCUGUCUCUGUCCAUUGGCGUCUGUCUGUCCAUUGGUGUCUGUCUCUGUCUAUUGGUGUCUGUCCAUUGGUGUCUGUCUCUGUCUAUUGGUGUCUGUCUGUCUGUGUUGUCUGCUGCUUUACGUCCUGUUAGUGUGUGUUUAUGUCUCUUCUAUCAACCACAUAGACAAGACAGUAAAUACACUACAACUGAACUGAUCAGUACUUGGAUCAAUUAUUGAUUGAUAGAUCUAAUAUAUAUAUAUAUAUACAUACACACACACACACAGUGGGGGAAAAAAAGUAUUUAGUCAGCCACCAAUUGUGCAAGUUCUCCCACUUAAAAAGAUGAGAGAGGCCUGUAAUUUUUCAUCAUAGGUACACAUCAACUAUGACAGACAAAAUGAGGACAAAAAUCCAGAAAAUCACAUGCUGGUAUUUUGGCCCAUUCCUCCAUGCAGAUCUCCUCUAGAGCAGUGAUGUUUUGGGGCUGUCGCUGGGCAACACGGACUUUCAACUCCCUCCAAAGAUUUUCUAUGGGGUUGAGAUCUGGAGACUGGCUAGGCCACUGGUUGGUUUACAAAUAUAUAUUGUCAUGCUGAAAGACCCAGCCACGUUUCAUCUUCAAUGCCCUUGCUGAUGGAAGGAGGUUUUCACUCAAAAUCUCACGAUACAUAGCCCCAUUCAUUCUUUCCUUUACACGGAUCAGUCGUCCUGGUCCCUUUGCAGAAAAACAGCCCCAAAGCAUGAUGUUUCCACCCCCAUGCUUCACAGUAGGUAUGGUGUUCUUUGGAUGCAACUCAGCAUUCUUUGUCCUCCAAACACGACGAGUUGAGUUUUUACCAAAAAGUUCCAUUUUGGUUUCAUCUGACCAUAUGACAUUCUCCCAAUCCUCUUCUGGAUCAUCCAAAUGCACUCUAGCAAACUUCAGACGGGCCUGGACAUGUACUGGCUUAAGCAGGGGGACACGUCUGGCACUGCAGGAUUGAGUCCCUGGCGGCGUAGUGUGUUACUGAUGGUAGGCUUUGUUACUUUGGUCCCAGCUCUCUGCAGGUCAUUCACUAGGUCCCCCCGUGUGGUUCUGGGAUUUUUGCUCACCGUUCUUGUGAUCAUUUUGACCCCACAGGGUGAGAUCUUGCGUGGAGCCCCAGAUCGAGGGAGAUUAUCAGUGGUCUUGUAUGUCUUCCAUUUCCUAGUAAUUGCUCCCACAGUUGAUUUCUUCAAACCAAGCUGCUUACCUAUUGCAGAUUCAGUCUUUCCAGCCUGGUGCAGGUCUACAAUUUUGUUUCUGGUGUCCUUUGACAGCUCUUUGGUCUUGGCCAUAGUGGAGUUUGGAGUGUGACUGAUUGAGGUUGUGGACAGAUGUCUUUUAUACUGAUAACAAGUUCAAACAGGUGCCAUUAAUACAGGUAACGAGUGGAGGACAGAGGAGCCUCUUAAAGAAGAAGUUACAGGUCUGUGAGAGCCAGAAAUCUUGCUUGUUUGUAGGUGACCAAAUUUGCAAAUAAAUUCAUUAAAAAUCCUACAAUGUGAUAUUCUGGAUUAUUUUUUCUCAAUUUGUCCGUCAUAGUUGACGUGUACCUAUGAUGAAAAUUACAGGCCUCUCUCAUCUUUUUAAGUGGGAAAACUUGCACAAUUGGUGGCUGACUAAAUACUUUUUUCCCCCACUGUAUAUAUACACACCAUUGGCAUGCUGUGUUGGUGGGCGGCCUUGCUGUCAUUACGCAUGGCUUCUGUCGUAUAAUGUACCCAUUAUAUCAAAUGAAAGUUUCCACACACACAAACCUCUACACACCCUGACUGGUGUGUCCCUGCAGGAUAAAGGGUGGGGGCCAGGCGUGGGGGGCCAACCAGGAUGGAGUGGUGAACAGUCAGCCAGGGGCCCGUGUGGUGGACGAACGUGAACAGAUGGCCAUCAGUGGGGGCUUCAUCCGCAGGUGAGGAGUGUGUCUGUGUUCAUGGGUUAGUAAGAGUGUGUCUGUGUGUGUACAUGGACUCCCUCUGCCACGCCGAAGCUGCAGACAGUUUUAUGGAAUAUCUAAUGUAUGUUUCCAGGGUAACGGACGAUGCCCGGGAGAAUGAGAUGGAUGAGAACCUGGAGCAGGUGGGCGGGAUCAUCGGUAACCUGCGUCACAUGGCCCUGGACAUGGGCAACGAGAUCGACACCCAGAACCGCCAGAUCGACAGGAUCAUGGACAAGGUACUAUCCCAUGAUCAUAACGAUGAAAAUCAAUGACGACCAAUCAAUACAUUUUCAGUGUUAGCGUAUGGCUGACCAUCUUUGAGUUGACAGUCCACUUGCACUUAGUCUUGAUUGAUAUUGCUUGUAUGAUUUCACAUCAUCCCAACUCUCUCUCUCCUCAGGCUGAUUCCAACAAGACCAGGAUCGACGAAGCCAACCAGCGUGCCACAAAGAUGUUGGGCUAA
Coregonus sp. 'balchen' is the source of this 7155-nucleotide messenger RNA. Lineage: Eukaryota; Metazoa; Chordata; Actinopteri; Salmoniformes; Salmonidae. The record is from the annotation of a GenBank genome assembly.